Anisakis simplex (herring worm) is the source of this 258-nucleotide messenger RNA. The record is from the annotation of a GenBank genome assembly. Lineage: Eukaryota; Metazoa; Nematoda; Chromadorea; Rhabditida; Anisakidae.
AUGUUGUACCGUCAAUUUGCGAGAUUCUUUUUGGAUGGAAGCGUGUGCGAUUCGUUAGCGGAAUAUGCCGAUAAACUUCUCUCACCUCCUACAGCAAUGAUCAAGUCAUGGGCGAAACUGCAACGAAGAACCGAAACGCUUUUGAAUGCUCUUAUUGAAUACGAGGUAAGAGAAGUCGUGCUUAUCUUGCAGUUGCAUUUAGUUCAGUUGCAUUUCAUUUCAAUGCUACACGCUGAUUUCGACGUAAUUAUUGAAUAG